AUGACAGUCCGUACAGUAUCUAUAGCUGUAACAAAAGCAGCUCGCAAAGUAUCUACAGCUGUAACAAUGACAGUCCGUACAGUAUCUACAGCUGUAACAAUGACGGUCCGUACAGUAUCUACAGCUGUAACAAUGACAGUCCGUACAGUAUCUACAGCUGUAACAAUGACAGUCCGUACAGUAUCUACAGCUGUAACAAUGAGAGUCCACACAGUAUCUACAGCUGUAACAAUGACAGUCCGUACAGUAUCUACAGCUUUAACAAUGAGAGUCCACACAGUAUCUACAGCUGUAACAAUGACCGUCCGUACAUUAUCCACAGCUGUAACAAUGACAGUCCGUACAGUAUCUACAGCUGUAACAAUGACAGUCCGUACAGUAUCUACAACUUAA
This is a messenger RNA of Candidula unifasciata, 393 nucleotides long. Lineage: Eukaryota; Metazoa; Mollusca; Gastropoda; Stylommatophora; Geomitridae. The record is from the annotation of a GenBank genome assembly.